AAAACGGCUUGCCAUAGAAGUCUAUAUGAAAUCAUCAUGCUCCAGAUGGGAGAAGGGCGGAAACAUUCCGAAAACCCCAUAAAGGACCCUUUUCAGGGAUUUUGGCCGCAGUAGUCGUGACUGUUUUGAACGCCUAUGGAACAGCCGAAGAAAAUGACGAGCGAACCCGAGGCAGAGGUUUCGGAUGUUGCUCCGGCGAUUGCUGCAGCCCAGAGCGCGAGCGAUUCAGGAGACACGGCGGCGGGAUCUUUACUGGAAGUUACUUUCCAGAGGAACCCCCGUCAAAAAUACAAAUACCUGGAGGCAGAACCGAAGAUUUUAGGGUUGACGGAGAUCGCGCUGACUGUCUUCUUCAUUGGUUGCAGAAUUCAGUUUUAUAUGGUAGUGUCUAUUGAACGGAUUACAAACAACAUCAUGCUAGCGUUUUCCUGUGUUGGCAUAAUUGCUGGCAGUGUGGCGAUAGCAGCGCAGAAACUCCACCUACCGACACUCAAGGCAUGUUUGGGAAUGCAAGUAGUCACAUGUGUGGCAUAUACUUUCUGUCUUAUCUUCACACUUAGUGAACACGAACACCUUGGUUUCUGCUGGUAUUUUCACAAUGAUAGUGAGAUAAUACAUGAAAACAACACAUGUCUACUUUUAGAGGAUGGAUUUAGUCAUCUGAGUUUAUUGGAUCAACUCAUGGAGGUGACUCAGAUUGCUCUGUCCGUCACUCUUGCCGCAUACUGCUGCAAGGUGAUUCCGUGCUGCACACCCAGAUCUCAUGUGCCUGUCAUCAUCAUGACGCCACCCACAGCUCCACAGUGAAAGUGAGAGUGUGUGCAUCUAACAAGAUAUAAUAAUAUAACAAUACUAAUAAAACUGAAUCUUAGGACACAUUAGUAGAUACACCAAUACAUCAUAGACAUAAUACCAUUAUUUCUGUAGAUAUAUUUUAAGAGCAUGAAAACAUUAACCCAAGUUUGUCUUUUCACAUAAUAUGCAGAAUUAUUUCUGAACACAGAGUCGUAUAAUAGCUAGUAUGAAUUCAUGUGAAUUAAUAUCUUUACAAUACAAAAUGUAAAACGUGUUAAAAAGGACCUUUUACAGAACAUAUACUGUAAGAAUCAGUCGCUAUAUGGACAGUGUCAAUACUCAAAUAAGAGGUUUUUAAAAUUUAAUAUUUAAAAAUUAUUACUAAUGAUUUUCUUAAACACAUGACAAAAAAAGCUAUUAAUGUAUCAAUAGCCAUGUUUCCAUCCACCUAUUUUUAUGCAUAUUUUGGGAUAUUGCAUAAAAAAAACAAUGGAUGGAAACAGCAAGAUGUGCAUAAAUUCUAAAAAUGCGCAUAAAAACAUUUAAAUAAGUCCCUUGAUACGCAAUAACACACUCACGUGACUUUGACUCAACAGUUGAUGUGAUUGGAUAACUGGACUAACCAAUUUCAUUGCACAGCAUCUCAAAUGCUAGUUAGAUUGUUCUGAAAUGCCUGAGCCAUGAUUGGUUUAAUUUCCUCCCAGAAGUGUCUCACAUGAUUGUGUUCACAAACACCAGCAUCAGAGUUAACACAAGAUAAGAUGACAGUGUUUCGUCUGCGCGCCCUGAGACGCAAGUCAUUUAUGAUGUCGAAAAAAAGAGCCACAGAUCCUUAGGCCUACUUCCUUCUCCGAUUGCAGCAACUUCCAUUUUUUUUACGGAUAUUUUGCGCCAGUUUCCCAGGAAGUGCCAAUUUUGUUCUCUUGAACACAUGGGAUGGAAAGGCUGCUUUGGAUGGAAACAUAGCUAAUGAUGAUGAAGUUUUUGAAUUGAACUUGAACUAACAAAGUUUACAUUUACUCACUGACCUGAAGUCGAGAUUGUAUUUGUUCUUUCUAAAUAAGCAAAGGACACAAACAUGUCCCAAAAAUCCACUGUGCAUGAUGCUUAACAUUCAUACUGUUUGUGAUAAAUGUCCUUUUUUUAACACAUCAUUUGAAGAUAUUGAACAUUUAUUUUUUUAUUGCCCUUUUUCUAUUUCUUUUUGGAUUUUAUAUUUUAUUUUUUUUACAUAUAUGUUAAUUUUAUGUUUUAUAUGCUGUUAUUCUGUUUCACAUACCCUGAACUGUAUCACAAUGCCUUAUUUUUGCCUUGUACUUUUGAAUUGUACUUGUCUGUGAUUGAACUAAAUAAAAAAAAAAGAUGCUUAACACUUA
Molecule: messenger RNA, 2171 nt
Organism: Ctenopharyngodon idella (grass carp)
Lineage: Eukaryota; Metazoa; Chordata; Actinopteri; Cypriniformes; Xenocyprididae
Exons: 7
Coding region: 136-807 (223 amino acids)
Source: RefSeq, a predicted model, not a curated record